Molecule: messenger RNA, 4125 nt
Organism: Manis javanica (Malayan pangolin)
Lineage: Eukaryota; Metazoa; Chordata; Mammalia; Pholidota; Manidae
Gene: SLC9B2
Product: solute carrier family 9 member B2
Biological process (GO): proton transmembrane transport
Cellular component (GO): membrane
Molecular function (GO): antiporter activity
Source: RefSeq, a predicted model, not a curated record
UGAAAGCAUCGUCCCGCCCUGCAGAGGCGAUGGCCGCGCGGAACGCGGCGGGGGCUGUACCGGACUCCCUCGCAGAUGUUACAGCGCAUAUGCUGACCUGCUGAGCGGAGGAGGGUGCCGGCGCCAGGCACCCCGAGGUGAGCAACCCUAGGAGAACGCUAAGGGCCCUGCCUUUUAAGAUCUUGUUCCUCUUCCUUCUAUCAUCUCACUCUCAAUUAUAAAUUAUGGGGGAUAAAGAUAAAACAAUUAAAUGUGAAGAUUCAGAACCAUCCGCAGAGUGGAAUCACGCCUCUACAUAUCAGGAAACACAGGAGGAAACAGUUAUGAACCCCAAAGAUACAGGUGAAAAUGAACCAACAGAAGGAAGUAACCUACUGAAUAACAGUGGAAAAAAGCUACAAGAAAUACCAACUAAAUCAAAUAUUUGGCAAAAACUAAGACAAAAUUUUGCUUGUCCUCCACAUGGUUUGCUGGAUAGAUUAAUAACAAAUGUUGUCAUCAUUGUUCUUCUGUGGGCUGUAGUUUGGUCAAUUACUGGGAGUGAAUGUCUUCCUGGAGGAAAUCUGUUUGGAAUUAUAGUCCUAUUCUACUGUGCCGUCAUUGGAGGUAAACUUUUGGGGCUCAUUAAGCUACCUACAUUACCUCCGCUGCCUCCUCUUCUCGGCAUGCUGCUUGCUGGGUUUCUCAUAAGAAACAUCCCUGUCAUCAAUGAUAACAUACAGAUCAAGCACAAGUGGUCUUCCGCGUUGAGAAGCAUAGCCUUGUCUAUCAUAUUGGUUCGUGCUGGCCUUGGGCUUGAUUCAAAGGCUCUGAAGAAGUUGAAGGGUGUUUGUGUAAGGUUAUCCAUGGGUCCUUGUCUUGUGGAGGCAUGCACAUCUGCUCUUCUUGCCCACUUCCUAAUGGGUUUACCAUGGCAAUGGGGAUUUAUACUGGGCUUUGUUCUAGGUGCUGUAUCUCCAGCUGUCGUGGUGCCUUCAAUGCUGCUUCUGCAGGGCGGAGGCUAUGGUGUUGAAAAAGGCGUCCCGACCUUACUUAUGGCUGCAGGCAGCUUCGAUGACAUUCUGGCCAUCACUGGCUUCAAUACAUGCUUGGGUGUGGCCUUCUCCACAGGCUCCACAGUUUUUAAUGUCCUCAGAGGAGUUUUGGAGGUGGUAAUUGGUGUGGCAACUGGAUCUCUUCUUGGAUUUUUUGUUCAGUACUUCCCAAGCAGUGACCAAGAUGGACGUGCAUGGAAGAGAGCAUUCCUCAUUCUGGGGCUGUCCGUGCUAGCCGUUUUCAGCAGCGUGCACUUUGGUUUCCCUGGGUCAGGAGGGCUGUGCACGCUGGUCAUGGCUUUCCUUGCAGGCUUAGGAUGGACCAGCAGAAAGGCAGAGGUUGAAAAAAUUGUUGCAGUUGCCUGGGACAUCUUUCAGCCCCUUCUCUUUGGACUGAUAGGAGCAGAGGUAUCUAUUGCAUCUCUCAGACCAGAAACUGUAGGUCUUUGUAUUGCCACCCUGAGCACUGCAGUAUUGAUACGAAUUUUGACUACAUUUCUGAUGGUGUGUUUUGCUGGGUUUAACAUGAAGGAAAAGAUAUUUAUUUCUUUUGCAUGGCUUCCAAAGGCCACAGUCCAGGCUGCAAUAGGCUCUGUGGCUUUGGACACAGCAAGAUCGCAUGGAGAGAAACAGUUAGAGGAAUAUGGAAUGGAUGUGCUGACAGUGGCAUUUUUGGCCAUCCUCAUCACAGCCCCAGUUGGAAGUCUCCUCAUCGGUUUAUUGGGCCCCAGGCUUCUCCAGAAAGCUGAAUACCAAAAUAAAGAAGUUCAAGAAGAGGCUUCUAUACAAGUUUAAAGGUGAAAAGAGAGAAUGCUGAACAUAAUGAUUGGAAAGCUGUUACCAGAGGCUGCAUUUAUCAGGAGGGAUAUUGAAACAUGGGAUGUUUAAAUUUAAAAAUGUAAUAGGAUCAAGUGUGGCUAUUUCCUUAAACAGCAUUUUAAGUGAUUACCCUUCCCAUGUGGGUGGUAGUAUUCUACAUCUCCAAACCUGAUUUCUACCUUCUUUUUUUUCCAAACACCAUCUCAUGUCUUAAUUUGCAUAGGUGCAUACAAUGUGCUACCACAAUUUAAAAUUCGCUUGGGAAAGGCCAGGUUCAGUGUCCUGUUCUGCUAGCCAACAGCUUACCCAAACUUACUGUUACUGCUAGUUUCAUGAUUCAUGGUCACCUAGCCUCUCAGGCCUUGAAUUGUGUUUGGUUCCUCUUUUCUUCUUUAUUUUUAAAUACCAUAAUGCAGUCCCUAUCAGUCUCUACCCUCACUCUCCCUUCUAAUCUUCAUCUUCUACUUUUCUACCUCUCUUACUAUCUUUCUGUGAAUUAUUGCAGCUUGAUUGGUCCCACCAAAAAUUUAAAAGCACACAAAGGAUCUUCAUUGGUUCUUUCUUGCACGUAUCUCAAUGUCAAAAGAGCUUGUGCUGUAUCCUCACUGGCAACAGAGUGCCCCAUUUCAGCAGCCCAUCUGCAUUUGCUUUCCCCUAAGGAGUACCCAGAACCAGCCCUUUCUUGUUCCUUGUGAUCCACAUCUUUGGCCUCUUCCUGUUCUCUAGGUGAGAGAUAGCUAAUUUUCAAGUCUAUGCCAACGUUAUGGAUAUCAUAUUAAUCAGAGUAAGGGAAGCUGCUAUAAUGAUGAAAUUAAAAAUAGAGUACUUAAAAGGAAAUAGAAGUUUAUUUCCCUCUCACAUAACUUGAUAUUGACAGGGUUGCUCUCUGCUCAUGAGGUUUACUCUGAGACCCAUGUAUUUCUGUCUUGAGGCUCUGACACGCCCUAGCUUAUGACAUAGGUUGAAGAUGGAGGUCUCCCAUGUCUCUAGCUCUCAGAAUGAAUGGAAAAUAAAGUCCAAGGGAAGCAAUUUAUUUUUAAGAAAGUGAUGUGGAAGUUGGCUACAUCUCUCCUCUUACAUUCUAUUGGUGACAACCAUCCCCAUUUCUGAGGAGGCCAGAAAGUGUUGUCUUUUGCUAAGCAUUCCCAUUCCUAGGAAGAAGGAAAGAUCAGACUUGGGAGCCGGAGGUGCCAUUGUGUUGGGUGCUAAUUUCGCUUACUAGCAUAUUCCUACAUGUUAACAAGGCUUUCUAAAGAUAGUACCUUAAAGCAAAAGAGUGACUUCUGUGGCAGCAAUUUCAAGCAUUGUGAUAUGCAGCAGAAAACAUACUGGUAUAUUGGUAGAAAGGUUUAUAUGUGUAAUCACAUUUUAUUCCACUUAUUCAACAGAACCUCUCAGCUUUUGUGUAUCACCGUAAAUUCCUCUUUAAGUCUACUCCUGCCUACUUGUUGGAAUAAUCAUCUUCAAGUGACGUUUACAGAUUUAUCUGCUUAUAUGUAUACCUGAAGCAUUUACUACUUGCCAUAUUCCAUCUAAACUCUUUAACCUAUAAUUCAAAGUUCAAUACUUUCAUGCAGUAGAUAUUAAAUAUGUAUUAAAUGAAUGGAUUAUAAAUAUUUUAAUCCCACCAAGCAGGUCUGCAUAAAGCCUGUCCACUCUUCUCUCAUCCCUAGACUGCCAAUCAGCCCUUAACCUUGACUUCCACGUCUGUUCAAAACUAGCUUUUUAUUAUAUUAACAUAAUAAAUAUGUUAUAAUAUUUGUAUUAUAACUAUAAAUUAUACACUAAAUUUAUAUGAAGCUGUAAUAGGUUUCAGUUUUUAUGUCAGCCUGACUCCAAUUACUCUAUGGUACUGUGUUCCCAUUUUAUUUGUAUUCUCAGUUUGGACUGGAUUAAUUUAUACCAGAGUUCUGAAAGAUAUUUCAAACUGAACUUCAUUGGUUAGAUGCACCUUUGCAGUGGCAAAAUGACUUAAUGCUCAUCUGGUCCUCUAUUCUAGUAGUCUCUGAAACUAAAUUCCUUCAACAAAUAACUUACUGAAAGCCAUCAAUGAUCCACACAUAUCACCAAGACAAUUAUUAUUCCUGUCCUUAAGGAUCUGACAGUCUGAUGGAAAAGAUAGACAAUUAAACAAGAGAUUUCAAAAGUGUGUGGAUAAAACUGUAGUAUUUCCAGAAUAUCUCACCUGGCUUUAGUGCAUCUGUAUAUCAACAGGCAUUCUUCAGGGGUGGAGAAAAGUAUGGCUUUUAGUAUUUCUGCAUAUCAAUAGGCA